CACCACCUCCACCACCACUAGGUCGAGUCGAGGAGGAGGAGGAGGAGGAAGAGGAGGAGGAGGAGGGAUGAGGCGCGCGGCGGAGGGGAAAUGGCUGCCGAAAACAAGCCGGAAGGACUGAAGAAGAUAAGAAAUCCAGAGCGGAUGGUCAGGAUUGCUGUUGGCUACACAGGACACACCCCUCCCAAGAGUGACGACACUGACGCCAACAAUGAGCCUGGCCAGUUGAAGAUCUACCUUCCUAAGAAGCUGCUAGAGUGUCUGCCCAAAUGUUCCUCUCUGCCCAAGGAGCGCCAUCGCUGGAACACCAACGAGGAGAUUGCUGCAUAUCUCAUCACUUUUGAGAAACAUGAUGAGUGGCUGACGACAUCGCCAAAAACCAGGCCUCAGAAUGGCUCUAUGAUCCUUUACAAUCGUAAGAAGGUGAAAUACAGAAAAGAUGGCUACUGCUGGAAGAAAAGGAAAGACGGGAAGACCACCCGAGAGGAUCAUAUGAAGCUCAAAGUCCAGGGAGUAGAGUGUCUGUAUGGCUGCUACGUCCACUCCUCCAUCAUCCCCACCUUCCAUCGUAGAUGCUAUUGGCUGCUGCAGAACCCAGACAUUGUGCUGGUGCACUACCUGAAUGUACCGGCAGUGGACGACAGUGGGAAGCCAUGUGGUCCUGUUCUCUGCUCCAUCAACACAGACAGGAAGGAGUGGGCCAAGUGGAGCAAGGAGGAGCUCAUUGGACAACUCAAACCCAUGUGUGCUGGAAGCAGCCUGCAUCAGAAGUGUUCCAGUGUCAAACAGCGCAUCAUCUCAUCCAAGCAGGAGUCAGGGGCAGCAGCCGGAGGUGGAGCUACAGUGGGUACAGGCGUAGCUGCAGGUCAGAGAGUUGAGGAAGCAGAUGGCACAGAAGUCCAGAACAGUGAUGUGUCAGAAGGCCAGACAGAGCCCAGUCCUGGAGGAGGAGGCAGGAGCAGAGCGGGCGGAGGAGAGAGGAGGAAUGGAAGGAUAACAAAACCCUCCCUCCUCCCACAGAGCAGCAUGGAAGUGUCCUCAUCUACCUCCACCAACCAGGUGGAGGUCCCUGACACCACCCAGAGCUCCCCACUGUCAAUCACCAGCGACAUGGCUGACAGCCCGGCCCUAGCCAUUGGGGCCGGCUUGUCACAAAGCACAGCCGUGUUCAUGUCUGAGGUCACCACACUGACCGGGGAUUCAGUUUACUCUGCUGGCCACACCCAUCUGUUGGCAUCCACCCAUGAGAGCACCACUACUGGCAUCCUAUUGGCUGUUGCCCCUGAAAAUCAAAGAUUUACUUCAUUUCCUGGAGGUGUGGGUUUAGGGGAGGGAGGAGAGUUGGUUCUGUCAAGCUCUCUAGAUUCAGGUGGAGGAGUCAGCCUUCCAGAGACCACCAUGACAUUUGACCCUGACUGCUUCCUUAACAAUCCCAAACAGGGUCAGACGUACGGAGGAGGUGGAGGGAAGACUGAAGGGUGUAACAGUGACGAAGGGGGACUGCACUGUUCCUCUAAUGGCUUUGUCUACAACCCAAGCCUCGUCAACAACAUCAAGACAGAAACCACGUCCCUGGAGCAGCCGCUAUCCACUCAGAGCAGCUACGUGGGAGAAGGGACAGGCCUCAGCCCCAGCACCACCCUGGAGCAGAUGGACUUCAGUGCUGUGAUGUCAUCAGCCUGUGUCCCAAGUCUGGCCCAAACUGCACACCACCCCUCUCCAAGCCUUUUCCUCCAGACCUCCCCCCAGACGAACCAGCCCUCCCAGCUGCAGACCAACGGUGCUGAAGCGACGCAAGAAUCAGGUGAGGCUCAGGCCUUCAUAGGCCUGCCCACAGUGCCAACAGACUCUCCUGUAACCAACGGAGACCCACAUACACACCUCCACCCAGCCAGCUCAGAUCAGCAGGGCCUGUGUGGAAGGAACGGACAAGGAGGGGCAGUAAACUCCUUUCCUCUGACGCCACAGGAAACAGCCGCUGACCAGUUGGGCAGCAGGAGGAAUCGAGAAGUAGGGGGCUUAGAGAAGGCUUCUGAGAAUGGAGGGGAGUUACUAAUCAAGUCUGGAGACCCUCAUGAGGCCUACACAAGUGUGGACACAGAGCACUACCUUCAGUCCACAGAUGAAAAUGCAGGAGGAGAGGAGGGUGGGGGAAGUGGUGGGGGAGAAGAGGGAGGAAAUGAAAUUCUCUGUAAUGGUGUAAGCUUGUCAGGGGCAAGCAGUUCAGUGGUGGCUAGUCCUCAAUCCAUAUCUACUGGAGCAACUAUGGAGGGGCCACUCUACAGCUCCCCUCUGCCUCAGCAGGGUGGAGGAGUGUCAGCUACAGCAGCAGGGGCAGGAGCAGCCAUCAGUCUGGAGGGCUUUGAGGCUUCUUUUGGAAGCCAGUUCUCUGAUCUCAUCAAUGAUUUCAUCUCAGUUGAGGGCUCUGGAGGUGGAGUGGGGGCUGCAGUCUCUGGGGUUCUCAUGCCCCAGGAGGGGGCAGCAGGAGAGGAGCAGGGCACAGGAGCAGGCCAUCUUCAGAGCUCUGAGGUGGAGCAGGGAGCUCUGGGACUGCUGCAGGAGACUGGGAGGCUGUUUGGUGUGACAGACUACUCCCCAGAGUGGUCUUAUCCAGAGGGUGGAGUGAAGGUGCUCAUCACUGGGCCGUGGUUGGAGUCGAGCAGUGAGUACAGCUGUCUCUUCGACCACAUCAGUGUUCCUGCUGCCCUCAUACAGCCUGGGGUGCUGCGCUGCUACUGCCCAGCCCAUGAUACAGGUUUGGUGAUGCUGCAGGUAGCUAUGGGUGGUGAGGUUAUCUCUUCUUCUGUGGUGUUUGAAUACAAGGCCCGUGACCUUCCUGCCCUGCCAUCCUCUCAGCACGACUGGCUGUCCCUCGAUGAUACACAGUUCAGGAUGUCCAUCCUGGAGCGUCUGGAGCAAAUGGAACAGAGGAUGGCUGAGAUAACCAAUCAGAACCCCAGCUCAGAAACCAUGGCAACCAAGGGAGGUGGAGUGGAAGGAGGAGGUGCCACAGAUCAGCAGUCACAAAUUUCACCUGAUCAAGGUUCAUUUGAGGGCCGUGUGGUGGUGGUGUGUGAGAAGAUGAUGUCUCAGCCAUGUUGGGCUUCAUCCAAUCAGCUCGUCCACAGUAAGAACUCCAGAGGAAUGACCUUACUGCAUCUGGCUGCAGCUCAGGGCUACGCAGGACUCAUUCAGACACUUAUUCGCUGGCGCACAAAGCACGUCGACAGUAUUGACCUCGAGCUGGAGGUGGAUCCUCUCAAUGUAGACCACUUCUCCUGCACUCCACUGAUGUGGGCAUGUGCUUUGGGCCAUACCGAGGCAGCGCUGGUGCUUUUUCAGUGGGACCCGAGAGCUCUGGCAAUUCCUGAUUCACUGGGACGCCUGCCACUCAACAUCGCCCGGUCUCGUGGCCACACUCGAUUGGCUGAGCUCUUAGAGCAGCUGCAACAGAGUCCUCCAGCUCAGGGUCAGCUGGGUGACACUUGGAUGGACAGGUGGAGAGGAGAGCCACAGACCAGCGGACUAAGCAACAGUACAACCCCAAACCCUAACGCAGAGCUGAGAAGAGCCAAGGCAGAGAGCCAACCAGAAAACCAGAACCAGAGCUGGAGCCAAACAGGACACAGAGCCCCACAGGUAGACCAGGGAGGCCCGCCCCCAGCCAAAAGACUCAAACCAAACCCUGACACCCAGCAACAGCUUGAUAACUCAACCCCUGGCACCCAAACCCUCAACGACCUCCUCAACUCGCCCCCUAAACAUAACCCUCAAUGCUCCCUGCUCCCAAACUCCCUGCAAGCUCAACCCUCCAACCUUAGCUGUCAAAACGCUCCUCCUGCCAGCUCUGGCCACAACCGGUCUCAGCUUCCCAGCACUCCAUUCUCCCACCUGCAGGCCAGGAUAGGGGGGUCUGGAGGGGGCACCAGAUGGAGUCUGAGACAGACUCUAGGGCAGCGUAGCCUGGCCAGGAGGAUUCUGGGAAAAGAACGACUGGCCAUUCACCUGCGCCAAAGAGUGCUAUCUGACAGAGGAGAAGAGACAGAGCUGCUGACCUUUCAGGAUAACACAGAGGACCUGCAGAUGGAUAUUACAAUGCUAGCCGAUCACAUCUUAGAGGCCUCAACUGAUCGGCUAAAGCAGGAGGAUUUGGAGACAGAAACGGACUCUGGGAAGUCAGGGAUCAACAGUGAUGUCAGAUACCUGUCUGGUUACCUCGGUGAAGUGGAGAGGUUUCUAAACUCCAAAUCCCACACUCCUAGCUCCAAAACAAACUCUCUCUCAGGGCCUGAGGAUCAGCAGAGUCCUCAGGCUAGGCAAGCCCUCCCCUCCCCCUUUGACUGGAGCUCAUUCCUCUGUGCAGCUAUGAAAGAGGAGAGGUUGAAAAGUGACUCCUCCUGUCUUGCAAUGACUGAGGCAGAACAGGGUGAACUGUACGAGGCCAUCAGGCAUGCUCUGCACUCCCUCAGAAAACACAAGGGUCCCAUUCAGGAACAACGCAAAGAGAUUGCUGCAGUGAUUCAGCGCUGCUAUAAGAGAUACAAGCAGUAUGCACUUUAUAAGAGGAUGACCCUGGCAGCCAUCCUGAUCCAGAGCCGUUUCCGGAGUUUCCAUGAGCAGAGGAAGUUCCAACAAAGUCGUAGAGCAGCGGUCCUCAUCCAGCAAUACUACCGCUCCUAUAGACACUCCCUCGGGUACUCACACAAUACUCACAACCACAGCUAUAACACAGAAUUAUGUGGACGCUCUCAUUCUCACUCCUGUUUCUUUGCCUGCAGCAGUCUCCUAACAAAAAAACAGAACCAGGCUGCUCGAAAGAUCCUGAGGUUUCUGCUCCGAUGCCGCCACAGCCCCUUGAUGGACCAUAGGCCUCUCAAACGGGGUCAGAGAGCAGAGAAAGGCCAGGGGUCCUGAGAGCCCACCACCAGGCCCCACACACAGCCCUCUCAGCCUGUGAGCAAUCUAUAAACCCUCCCCUCUUCCAUCUUAUCCUUUCUUUCACCCUCCUAUAAAACCCUCCUUCCCUUUUCCAUCCCCUGUCUCCUUCCCCUGACUCUCAUCUCCCUCUCCUCCUUCGUUCUCUCUCACCCUCUCUCCCCUCUUCUCUCAAGAGGGACAAAAACUCUUCCCAGACAGACUGAGGACAGGAUAGGUGUCCAUCAUGGCAGCUCAGACAGACAGACUGCUGGGUAGGGCCUGGGGACCUGGCUCUGCCCACAGCACUGAUCCUCCUCCACAGUUUCACUGGGAGGCCAUCACAUUAACCUCAUGGCAUUCUUUGCACUCUUCAUGGGUAUGUUUUUUUGCAAGAGAAAAUGGACGAGUCAGAAGAGAGGACGGUGAGGAAGCACCUGACGCCGACAUGCUGCAGCAACCAGAUGCACUAAAAGGCUCUGAAGAUGAACGGCUGGCUCAACAUGAAGGCUACUUUGACAUGCAGAAAAUAUACAAAACCUUUUUUGUAACCAGACAGCAAUCCAUGAAAGAAUAAGAAAACAUAAACCAAAAAACUCACUUCUAUGUUGCAUUUGCAUGCAAGAUUUUUUCGCUAAUUCCUCCUCUCCAUCAUCUCGCAGAGCUAUAGUGGCAGAUCAUUCAGCUAAUUUAGUAUAUCACAGUACCACCAACCACUCUGACUCACAGGCUUACAAACCUAUUAAUCAGUCACCCGACCAAAAGGGGAGGAACUGCACUUGAAUGUAAGAGGGGCAUUGUUAGAUAAGGGGUGGGGUCUGAAUAACGAUGUCUUAAUUUGUUACAUGGACUUUGUAUGGAGUCGUUCUCAGAGGCAGCACUUUGCUCGCCUGCCGUGGUGUGUCCGUGUUUGUUCAAUUCAAUGCAUGUGUUUGAGCCAUGAGCUCCUGCAUGCUUGCCAAACUGCUUUAGUGUUGUUUCUUUUUGUAUUUCUAUGUGUAGUUGUGUCUCACUUACGUCCUCAUCGACUUCUCCUUGCCCUGUGUAAUGUGAACUGUGUAAGGACAAAUGUCUUAUUUUGGGUGCUUAUUUUUUUACUUUAUUUAUUUAAGGGUCUAAUUAUUUAUUUGAUUGGCUCAAGAGUGGGUUAAGCUUGAGACUGGUUUUCCCCCCUUGUGUGGUAAAAUAUGACAUGUUCCAAUGGUUAAAUGUCUCUGUUAGUUUGUUCUUUGCGUGAACCUCUAAAUCCUAACUGUGGUUUUGAGGAGAGAGUCACAUACCAUUGCCUUGACUUCUUCUUGACUCUGAGAGGUCUCUAUGCUUGCUCUGUACAGGACAUGGGUCCUAUACCUGCCCCUAUACAGGGCAUUGGUCCCCAUAUUAGCCCAUAUGGGCAAUCAAAUCCAUAUUUUGGACUAUUGCAUAUUCCUGUAUAUAAACUGACGAGGUAAGGGGAUACGAGGACCCUGAAACUUUUUCAUAAGAGGACUGUAUUUAAGAUUAUAAAUUAUUUUACUCCCAUAAUGAGAACUUAAGACAGAGACCUGAGUACACAGGAUGGCUGUAUUGCUUGUAAAUAAUGUAGAUAUUACAAACGGAGUAACAUGCAUGAGAUUUAAAGACAAAGAAACAGCAAAAAGAACAUGUUAGUGGCUAUGGACUGUGAGAGGAUUUUAACUGCUUCACUUUAAGAGUAUCCAGUAUAAGUGUUACUGAAAAGAACAUUUUGUUAAAGCAUGCAACUGAAAAAUCUAACGUUAGAAUUAUAAGUGGGAAAACAAAGUUAGCUGAAACAAUGAUCUUUCAGAUGAAACAUUUACACUUUGUGCUUUUGUUUCUUGGCUAGCAAAAAUUAAACCCUUUUUGCCAGUAGUGCCAAUUUAUUAUGAAUGCUAUUUUGCCUAAUAAUACUAUGUUAUGUUGGGGAAACCAACACCCAAAAGAUAUCAGUAAGAUCCACAGAGGCAACACACACAGACAAUAAACAGUAGAAGAGAUCUAGAUCUAGCUCUAAUGUAGACCUACUACAAGUUUAAGGCAGACUAACAGUAUGUGUAGAUGAAGGUGAUGAUGAUGAUGAUGAUUAAGGUGUUGAUGCAAGUAUGUAAAUGAUAUUAAUUGUGAUGAAGGUUGUGUCACUAUGAAUGCAAUGAAUGAUGAUCCAAAAAAAAGGGAAGAGGGCGCUACAUUCUUGACAAUGUGGUUGUGCUUCAGCAACAUCCUAGCUUUUCUUACAACCAUUAAUCACACCUACAGCGGAUCCAGCCUGGCCUCCAGUCAAAGCUCUCCAUCUUCAAACAGAAUGUCUCCUCCCCACUUUUUUUACAUAUCAGUUUGAUCCUUCUUUCUUCUCAUUGUCACUGCCAUUACUGUACGAUGUGUACUUCUGGAAAGCUCUGUUUAGAAAGUGCCUGCUCAAUAACAGAAAGCUAAUAUCAGGAAAUAUCUAUUGUAUGUCCUCCAAAAAAAGGUUGCCAGUUACCUGUUUAUUUUCCUAAAUUGUGUGUAAAAAAAGAUGAACUUGACAGUGUGAAACUUGAUCUGAGUCUAAGCUGGAAGCUCUAAUUUGUCAUAAGUAUGAAUGAAUCUUCAUGGCCUGAUUGAUGCUAAAUGUUGCUUUAUGAGACGAACCAGUAAUGAUUACAGUAUCACUUUUUGCCCUACUUGUGUGUCAGUUCUGCAGUAUUAGAACAAAAGAACCAUAGAAAUCAGCCUCAGUGUAUGAAAAGCACUGUCACGACUCGUCUAUUACGUGUCCCAGUGUCCCCGCUGAGAGGAAGACGUGUAUUUUUCUGUCCUGUUUUUCUGUCUUUCCUCAGAAAUGUUAUUUAGCAUUUAAUCAAAAGCAGUUUUCCAGAGGACAAAUAGCUGUCAUACACUUCUUUCAUUCUUUCUAUGUCUCUCUUCCACUCACUCUCUCUGACAGCUGUGCAUGUUAACACGUACACAAAUCACGCACAGAUGUACACAUUCAGAUACUUAAAAAAAAUGCCACACCCUGUCCCUCUGUGCUUAUGUCUUUGGGAAAAAUUAAAUCUCUCCCUUAGAUUUUACUCAGGGUUGAAGAACAGGGAGACAGUAUGUGGAGUGUGAAGAUUGUACCAUACAGGUGGUGACUGUGUGCAUUUGUGUGCAUAUAUGUAUGUGUGUUUGUUAGGGAUACUCCAGUGUCUACAAAUUACUUCUCAAGUCAUGUUCUUGAGUGACGCACUUCUAAAAAAAUUCACUCUCAUGUCGCGAGCAGCAAAUGUCAUCUGUUAGCUCCAUCCAAGCUGUGUUUGCAUCACCUUUUCUACAAGAAUGUCCAAAUCCCGUAUUUUAUAGGAUUUUUUUUAAUGUAAACUCAAUUCAAAGCAAGUAUGGAGUAAUAUUUCUAUUUAUACACUUGCUCUUGUCUUAAACGCACAAGAUUCUUAAUACAAACGACUCUUAAACAAUGCAAAAAUAAGCAACGGCCACGUAACACCUCAAUUUUCGUAAUUAAAUACAGUUCUAAGAGACAGUUUAUUGAAAGAUUUGCAAUUGGAAGAUAUUUAUUGUUUUUGUUCAACAUGUUUUUCUGACUUUUCAUCAUACUGAGAGACAGCCAUGGUCAGGACAGUGCUGUCAGGAGCAUUCAUGCUACGAUUUCACUUGAACCUCCUCUUAAACCGCCCCUCCUCUCACAUCAGCACAACUACAGUCACACAAAGGACACUCCUUUAUAUCUAGUAUGCACACACAGACAAACACACACCCCAGCAUCCAGACGCUUGUGCUUAUCAACACACACAUCAAACUAGACACAUAGACUGCAAAAACCCAUCAGUAUGUUCAUGCUUUUGGAGAGGAUGGUGACUGUAAAAAAUAAAACAGUAUGUAGAAUAGAAAAUUUUUAAAAAGAAAGAAAUAUUGCCAUAGUAGACAGGUGGUAGACAUGCGCAGAGAUGGCCUCUGUUCUCAGAAGUCCGCCUAGUAAUGAAUGGUAUAACCUUUCAGGCCUUGUUUUGGGAGGGCGUGGCCAACACCACAUUGCAUGCUAGAAUGGUAGACCCUUAUAGAUAAUCUAUGGCUAGACCUCUCCUUGCCUUUCCCCCCUCUCUCACCCUGUCUCUCCCCCCCUCCUCUCUCUUUCUCUCUCUCAUUUCCUGCUGUAUUCCCACUUUGCCUGCCGUUGUGUUCUCCAUGCCUAUCUCAGUCCUUCAUUCUUCUUUUAUUUUCUUUUUGUAGCCUAGUUUUUACUUUGUUUGUUUUACAAACGUGCAUGCACAAGCAUCACUAAAUUGUUGAUGUUUUUAAAAGAAUAUUUUGUUGCUGAGGCCAUGCAAAGUGUUUUGAAUAUUGCCCUUAUAUGUGGAAAAUGUCUUCUGAAUGCUUUACAUAAUUUCUGCUGUAAAAUGAAAUCAGAAUAAAAAGAAAAUUUGCACUUUA
This is a messenger RNA of Cheilinus undulatus (humphead wrasse), 9324 nucleotides long. RefSeq names its product calmodulin-binding transcription activator 1-like. The record is from RefSeq and is a predicted model, not a curated record. Gene Ontology annotation, biological process: regulation of transcription by RNA polymerase II. Gene Ontology annotation, cellular component: nucleus. The transcript has 21 exons. NCBI's taxonomy places the organism in Eukaryota, Metazoa, Chordata, Actinopteri, Labriformes, Labridae. Gene Ontology annotation, molecular function: double-stranded DNA binding; transcription coregulator activity; protein binding. Bases 91 to 4914 code for a protein of 1607 amino acids.